CAAACAUAAAACCGAUGCAUUGAAGCGUUUUAGACCAAUCAUUUGUAUAUUACUCUUAGUGUUUUGAACAUACUUCUGUUUACCUAUCUACUAGCUCAUUUCAACGUAAUUUGCUUGUGAAAUUAGCGAAUGUUUUAAGUUGAUACAGCAUUAGGCUAUUCGCCCGGAACAUGAGCUCACUUAGCAAGACGGAGAAAGAAGCUCUGGUGAAAUUAGAGAAAGAAACUUUCAGAAUGAAAAUGGAGAAAGAUCCCAUACCAUUGAAAGAAGAUACUGUAGUGAAAAAAGAGGAAGAACAUUUUGGAGUGCAAGAGGAAGAGGAGGCUAUCUCAAUUAAAGAGGAGAAGAAAGACGUUUUGGGAGUGAAAAAGGAGGAGGAGACUGAAGAUCCGAUUACCACCAGAGGAAAACCAAACUCAGAGGAACCAGAUACAUCCAAACUAGCAAGACGACACCUCUGCUCCCAGAUUGGAACGAGUUUUACCAAGUUAGGAAGCCUGAAAAGACACGAUGGGACACAACCAGGAGAUCGGGAAAGUGACACAGAAUUACUACAGGACGAAGACGAGUCAUUGAGCGAACUUAGCUUUGACUCCCAGACGGAAGAUAUGUUUUUACACGGCGAGGACAUCGUUUUGGACUGUGCCAGGGACUCGGAUGAACAAUGGGAACCCACAAUGUCAAGGUGUCCAUCCCCCACUAAUUCAGACACUGAAGCUGGUUCAUCCAGCCGGACCCCUGCUGUCUCCGGCUCCACACCUUCCCCCGCCCGGCCAUCUAGAGGUGUGAAGGGGUCAGCCCAGAAGCGGAGGAGGGCCAGUGAACCAGCGGCAACUACCACCGAGGCAGAGGACCGUUGGCACACUGUGCUAGAGGAUGACGUGGAGCCACUUCCACCAACAUUUAGACCGAAAAGGCAGCCAGGACCUCAGCUGGACAUGACUGCAAAGUACAGCCCACUUCAUCUUUUCCAGAUGUUUUUCUCCUUGUCAGUUCUUGAUUUGCUGGUGUCUAACACCAACAAGUAUGGGGCUAAGAAACAAGGAGGCAAGAAAGAGGCAUGGAAGCCCGUUUCCGUCCAAGACCUGUACUGUUACAUCUCACUGGUCAUCUACAUGGGGCUGGUGAAGUUGAAAACCCUGGAGAACUACUGGAAAACAUCACCUCUCUACCUACUGCCUUUCCCCACCACUGUCAUGUCUUGUAAAAGGUUUCUGACUAUCUCACGGGCGCUUCAUAUCAGUGACCCACAAGUUGACGAAGACAAUGACAAGAAGAGAGGCACAGCAAGCUUUGAUAGGCUCUGCAAAAUCAAACCUCUCUACCCCAGCAUGGUUGAAGCUUGCAAGGCCCAUUUUCAGCCCAACCAGAACGUGUCCAUAGAUGAGAGGAUGGAAGCCUCAAAGGAUAGAAUUGGCUUCAAGCAACAUAUGUAUAACACGCUGUGUGGGUACAAACUCUUUGUUCUGGCCGAUUCUGUGUGUGCCUACACUUGGAAUUUGUUUGUUUAUGAGCAGGAAAGCAGUGUUGCGACCGGUAAGGGACUCGGUUAUGAUUCCGUUAUGGAGUUGUUGGAUUUUCAACUGCUGGGGACGGGCUACAAACUGUUUGUGGACAGCUUUUACACAAGCCCUACCCUUUUCACAGACCUGGGGAAGCUGGAUGUGUGGGCUUGUGGCACCAUUCGUACCAACAGAGUGGGUUUUCCCAAAACAAAAGUAAACGACAUGCCUAAGCGGGCUGAUAGGGGUACCAUGCGAUGGAUUCGUAAAGAUGACCUGCUCUUUGUGAAGUGGAUGGAUACCAGAGAGGUGGUCAUGUGCUCCAGUAUUCACAAAUCAUACAGUGGCAAUCACGUCGGCAGGCGUGUGAAGAACGCUAAUGGGGCAUGGACCACAAAAAAUGUCCCCAUUCCUGCUGCUGUGAAGGAUUACAACAAGAGCAUGGGAGGUGUGGACCUGUCAGACGCUCUGAUAGGCUACAACAAUGUUCUCCACAAGACAAUGAAAUGGUACAGGACAUUGUUCUAUCACUUCAUCGACAUUGCUGUGGUGAAUGCAUUCGUCCUUCAUGAGGAAAUGGCUAAGAGCUGUGGACAGACCCCCAUGACACAGCUAGCCUUCAGAGAGCUGCUCAUCCAGGAGCUUGCUGGCUACAGCAAGUCCACUGCAUCACAUUCUGUCCCUUCUACUCCUGCCACCUGUAGUGUUCACAUGCCCAGAUUCCUUUCUGCAGGCAUGAAUGUGCCUCGGGGCAAAAAGGGCACAGUAGGGAGGCGUCGUUGUGUUCUGUGUCACAGGAAAGGCCCUGUCACCUGCACCACUUGUUCUGUUACCCUCUGCUUUACACCAGAAAGAGACUGCUAUGGGCCUUGGCAUCAGCAGCACGAUAUUGUGUAGAGGACUGAGGGUCUUCCAAAUACUGGCAUUCUAAAGUCUGUAAUUAAUUAUAAUUUUUUUCAUAAUUUUCUCCCCUUUGGUUUUUU
Messenger RNA from Salvelinus namaycush (lake trout), 2485 nucleotides. RefSeq names its product piggyBac transposable element-derived protein 4-like. NCBI's taxonomy places the organism in Eukaryota, Metazoa, Chordata, Actinopteri, Salmoniformes, Salmonidae. The record is from RefSeq and is a predicted model, not a curated record. The transcript has 3 exons. The coding region runs from base 171 to 2399 and encodes 742 amino acids.